Messenger RNA from Penicillium digitatum Pd1, 978 nucleotides. RefSeq names its product palmitoyl-protein thioesterase family protein. The record is from RefSeq and is a predicted model, not a curated record. Lineage: Eukaryota; Fungi; Ascomycota; Eurotiomycetes; Eurotiales; Aspergillaceae. Gene Ontology annotation, cellular component: lysosome. Gene Ontology annotation, molecular function: thiolester hydrolase activity; palmitoyl hydrolase activity.
AUGCGUUCUAUCACACUUUUGGCCGCACUGGCUACCAAAGCUCUCUCAGUUGUGCUCCCGUGGCAAUCCGCCACUGAUGCAACCAGCGGAAUACAGCUACCUCUCGUGAUCUGGCACGGUCUGGGCGAUGACUUCGAACGAGAAGGCCUCGUUGAAGUUGCCAAAAUAGCCGAAUCCACCAACCCCGGCACAUACGUACACCUCAUCCGAGUAGCUAACGACGGUAGCGGAGACCGCUCUGCAACCUUCUUCGGCAACGUAACGGAGCAAAUCGCCCUAGUCUGCGAGCAGCUUGCUGCGGACCCCAUCCUCAGCACGGCCCCAGCCAUCAACGCGCUAGGUUUCUCUCAAGGUGGUCAGUUUCUACGCGGGUACAUUGAGCGCUGUAACAAUCCGCCCGUCCAUAACCUCGUCACAUUCGGCAGCCAACACAACGGCAUCUCUGCGUUUGAGUCGUGUGCCAUUGACAACUGGGUCUGUAAAGGGGCCGAGCAACUACUACGUUCGGGACGGUGGACGAGCUUUGCGCAGUCGCGUGUCGUGCCGGCGCAGUACUUCCGUGAUCCGGAAGAGCUAGAUGUCUACCUUGAACACAGCAAUUUCCUGGCGGAUAUCAACAACGAGCGCGCCGUCAAGAACGAGACAUACAAGAAGAAUCUGGUAUCGCUGAAUCGGUUUGCGAUGUUCAUGUUUGAGGAGGAUACAGUCGCUAUUCCUAAGCAGAGUGCUUUGUUCUCUGAGGUUAAUGCCACUAGUGGCGAGGUGACGGCUCUUCGCGAGAGGCCGAUCUACAAGGAGGAUUGGCUGGGGUUGAAGCAGCUUGAUGAGCAGGGGAAGCUGGACUUCAAGACUGCCCCUGGACAGCACAUGCAGCUGUCUGAAGAGAUCCUACGCAAGGCUUUUGGUCAGUAUUUUGCUCCGCUAGAGAAAGAGUCGCGUCCUCCGGCGCCGGGUCUCGUUGAGCAACGGGGACUUUGA